Melanaphis sacchari is the source of this 2142-nucleotide messenger RNA. Its product is annotated as kinesin-like protein KIF3A. Gene Ontology annotation, biological process: microtubule-based movement. The record is from RefSeq and is a predicted model, not a curated record. Bases 222 to 2099 code for a protein of 625 amino acids. Gene Ontology annotation, molecular function: microtubule binding; microtubule motor activity; ATP binding. The transcript has 9 exons. Lineage: Eukaryota; Metazoa; Arthropoda; Insecta; Hemiptera; Aphididae.
UGAUUUACUAAUCUUAAAUUUUUAUACGAUUUAUAAUAUUUAUAUAAUAGCGAGUAUAAUAGUGAAUACUGAAUUUAUUCAACAAUAUUAAUAGGUUGAGUUUAUUUUACCUACUCAUUGUAAAUUAUAAUAAUGUAGUGUUUAAUUUAUAGUCAGUUACAGACUACAGUAAAAAUGUUUUAAUGUUCUAAAUAUAAUCACAUUUACAAAAGCUGAACACUAUGGUGUACAGUGCAGGGGAAAUAGAAAAUGUCCGGGUCGCGGUACGUUUGCGACCUUUAAGCAAAAAAGAGAAAUCUGCAGAUGCACAACCUGUGGUUGUGGCCGAUUCUGAGAAUGCAGCUGUUUUUGUUAAAAAUCCAAACCCAUCACAUGUUGGUCCUCCAAAGACUUUCAUGUUCGAUUUAGUAUUUGAUUCUGAUUCUAAACAAUUGGAUGUGUAUAAUGAAGUGGCGCGACCAAUUGUUGACAAAGUUUUUGAUGGCUUCAAUGGAACAAUAUUUGCUUAUGGACAGACUGGUACUGGCAAGACAUUUACAAUGGAAGGAUCUCUUUUAUCUCCAGAGCUUAACGGAAUAAUUCCUAACUCAUUUGCUCAUAUUUUUGGCCAUAUUGCUAAAGCAAAGGAAGAUAUAAAGUUUUUGGUUAGCGUUUCUUACUUUGAAAUCUACAAUGAAGGUGUUUAUGAUUUGUUGAGUAAACAUGUAUCUACUGAAUUGGAAGUAAAAGAAAGACCAGAUGUUGGUGUGUACGUGAAAGAUUUAUCAACAUAUGUAGUAAAUAAUGCAGAUGACAUGCACCAAUUGUUGAUGACUGGAAACAAAAAUCGUGCCACUGCCGCGACAGCUAUGAAUUCUGAAAGUUCUCGAUCACAUGCGAUAUUUUCAAUUACCAUUGAAACUAGCCGACCUGAUGUUACUGGCGAGUACCAUGUCAAAGUUGGCCGACUUCGAUUAGUUGACUUGGCAGGUUCAGAGCGACAAUCAAAAACAGGUGCUCUUGGUAUAAGAUUUAAAGAGGCAACUAAAAUUAAUUUAUCUUUAUCAACUCUUGGAAAUGUAAUUUCUGCGUUGGUUGAUGGAAAGUCUACUCACAUUCCCUAUCGAAAUUCAAAACUCACACGAAUAUUACAAGAUUCUUUGGGAGGAAACUCAAAAACAGUUAUGUGUGCCACUGUGGGACCAGCCAGUUUCAACUAUGAUGAAACUAUUAGCACUUUACGAUAUGCUAACCGAGCCAAGAAUAUUCAAAAUACAUCCAAGGCUAACGAAGAUCCAAAGGAAGCAUUGCUCAGACAAUUUCAAAUGGAAAUUGAAGCUUUGAAAAAGCAAAUAGAUGAUAGCAGUAAGGGUCUUAGUGAAGCAGAUGAUGAUGGCGAGGAGGAAGGAGAAGAAGGACUGGUUGUUGGAGCUUCUGAAGAAGUAGCUAAUGCAGUCCAGAGUAAACGUGAAGAAUUGGAUGCAGCGCGCCAAGAAAUGAUUAGGUUAAAGGAGAAAUUGGAAAACAUGGAGAAAAAAAUAAUUGUUGGUGGUGAGAAUCUAUUAGAAAAGUCUGUGGCACAAGAGAAGUUGUUAGAAGAUUCAGCAAAAGAACUAUUAGAUAGAAAAUCUAGACAGAUGAACUUAAAUAUGCGUUUACAAGAAGUGCAAGCUGAAAAAAUGGACACUGAAGAUAAAUACAGUGGCUUGCAAGAGAGAUCAGGAGCAUUAACUAAGAAAUUAAAGAAAUUAUCUGCAGCUAUUUUAGCUGUUAAAGAAGAUCUUAAAGAUACUGAAGAUGAAGGCAAAAGAGAAAUAGUGGAAUUAAAACAGAUUUUAAAGCAGACUUCUAAGGAAUUAAAAAUGCAAGAAGUCAUUAUUGAGCAUUUUGUCCCUGAUGAUUAUUUAGAACUUAUUAAAAAGAAUUCAUUUUGGAAUGAAGAAAUUGGAGAAUGGGAAUUAAGAUGUGUAGCAUAUACUGGCAACAAUAUGGCAAAAGAGUUGCCUAAUGACGAAGAAAUUACUUUUGAGACUCGCAGACCAGAUUUUUCACAUGUUUAUCUGACUUAUAAAGACAAAGUACAGACAAGAUCAAAAUCAAGAACUGGAAAACGAACUUAAUUUUUUUUUCUUGAAAAUAUAUUAAUUUUUUAUGUUAAGGAAA